Messenger RNA from Syngnathus typhle (broad-nosed pipefish), 1854 nucleotides. RefSeq names its product tubulin, gamma 1 (gene tubg1). Bases 129 to 1484 code for a protein of 451 amino acids. Gene Ontology annotation, biological process: mitotic sister chromatid segregation; mitotic cell cycle; meiotic spindle organization. The transcript is spliced from 11 exons. The record is from RefSeq and is a predicted model, not a curated record. Lineage: Eukaryota; Metazoa; Chordata; Actinopteri; Syngnathiformes; Syngnathidae. Gene Ontology annotation, molecular function: structural constituent of cytoskeleton; GTP binding. Gene Ontology annotation, cellular component: spindle; cytoplasm; gamma-tubulin complex.
GAGCAGACAAAGAAGUCGCCAUUCAAGCAUCACAUUCGUCACCAAGCGGGAAGCAAGCUAGUGACGGCUAGCUAAACAAAAACACGGCUAGCACAGCGGCCAAAUAAAGCGCCGCCCAAGACUUCAAGAUGCCUCGGGAAAUUAUAACGUUACAGCUUGGACAGUGCGGGAAUCAAAUCGGCUUUGAGUUUUGGAAGCAGCUAUGUGCAGAGCAUGGUAUCAGUCCAGAGGGCAUCGUCGAGGAGUUUGCCACCGAAGGAACGGACAGGAAGGAUGUUUUCUUCUAUCAGGCCGAUGACGAGCACUACAUCCCCCGCGCUGUCCUCCUGGAUCUGGAGCCUCGAGUGAUCCACUCCAUCCUUAACUCUCCCUACGCCAACCUGUACAAUCCUGAGAAUAUCUACCUGUCCGAACAUGGCGGAGGGGCCGGAAACAACUGGGCCAGUGGGUACUCACAGGGGAAAAAAAUUCAAGAAGACAUUUUUGACAUCAUUGACCGCGAGGCAGAUGGGAGUGACAGUCUGGAGGGGUUUGUCCUGUGUCACUCCAUCGCUGGGGGGACGGGUUCCGGUCUGGGGUCCUACCUGCUGGAGAAGCUGAACGACAGGUACCCAAAGAAGCUGGUACAGACCUACUCGGUCUUUCCCAAUCAGCACGAAAUGAGCGACGUGGUGGUGCAGCCGUACAACUCGCUGCUGACUCUCAAGAGACUCACGCAGAACGCCGACUGCGUGGUGGUGCUGGACAACACGGCGCUGAAUCGCAUUGCCACCGACCGGUUGCACAUCCAGAACCCUUCCUUCUCACAAAUCAACCAGCUGGUGUCCACCAUCAUGUCAGCGAGCACCACCACCCUGCGCUACCCGGGAUACAUGAACAACGACCUCAUCGGCCUCAUUGCCUCGCUCAUCCCCACGCCACGCCUCCACUUCCUGAUGACGGGCUACACGCCGCUCACCACCGACCAGUCGGUGGCCAGUGUGAGGAAGACUACUGUGCUGGAUGUGAUGAGGAGGCUCCUUCAGCCCAAGAACGUGAUGGUGUCCACAGGCAGAGAACGCCAGCCCAGCCACUGUUACAUCGCCAUCCUCAACAUCAUCCAGGGAGAAGUGGAUCCCACUCAGGUGCACAAAAGUCUCCAGAGGAUCCGGGAGCGGAAACUGGCCAGUUUCAUCCCCUGGGGUCCUGCCAGCAUCCAGGUGGCACUGUCCAGGAAGUCACCGUACCUGCCGUCCGCCCACCGCGUCAGCGGCCUGAUGAUGGCCAACCACACCAGCAUCUCCUCUCUCUUUGAGCGGACGUGCCAGCAGUACGACAAGCUGCGUAAGCGCGAGGCCUUCCUGGAGCAGUUCCGCAAGGAGGACAUCUUCAAGGACAACUUCGACGAGCUGGACAACUCACGCGAGGUGGUGCAGCAGCUGGUGGACGAGUACAGCGCCGCCACCAGGCCUGACUACAUCUCUUGGGGAACACAAGAGCAGUGAACGCAGCCCAUUUCAACAUAUGCAACAGAUGCAAUGACUUCAAAUGAAUGUCUUAUUAAGUCUUACUGAGUUUCCCAGGACUAACUUAUUGCCUUCUUUUGGCGCUCUUCAUGGGUUUGUCAGUUGCCAAUAACAAAGCCGGAACACGGGCCCCUGAGAAAGUGUCACAUCAUUGUAGUUAUAAAAGGCAAUUUUAAAAUAUUCAGGUUCUGCAGUGACAAAUAGAACAUACAUUUAAUGGCCACAUUAUGAAAGAUGUUUCUUAUGACAGAAGAGAGACAUGUAUCAAAUGUGACCAGUGAGCAUAACAGGAAUGUUACAUUGCUUGUUAAGUCUAUUUAAAUUGUACAAUAAAUUCAUUUUCUUAGUA